UUUCAGCUAAUACAAAAUGUUCGCUUUGUGGUAUUUAACUUUUGCUGUCGACGAAAUACGCAAACGUUUAGCUUGGUUAUUUAGUUCUAACAAGCCAGCAGCGCCCGCACUCGACAACAAGCCAGCGAAUCCAGCUCCCGGCAAGGAAUCAGCACCUGCUCCUGCAUCUGCUCCAGCUCCAAAGCCUGCUGCAGUACCUGCUCCUAAACCAGAUCCCCCAAAACCAGCGCCAGCGGUAGCCAAGCCCACUCCGGUACCAGUUCCUGCGACAGCUCCCGCUCCACCGAAGGAAGAACCUGCUCCAAAGCCCAAACCGGAACCAGUGCCUGCACCCGUAGUUGCCCCGCCAAAACCAACUCCUCCACCAGCCAAGCCCAGCAGUCCGCCAAAACAAGCCGACAAGAUGCCUAUCCCACUGCCGAAAUCGCUGACAGAGGCCAAUACCAAUGGCCAAAAUGGCAAUGCCGCCAAUGGCGGUAAUGUGGAUGAGCUGGUGUUCGCUGGCCAGCAGGCCGAGAAGGUGCUUCCAGCGGCCAAGGAGGCCAGCAAUGACUUCAUCAAGGGCGAAACCAAUGCCUUCAUCCAGUCGAUUAAGGAGGCUCAACAGUUGGGCGAGCGCAAACAAGACACCAUGGUUGAUGCCGCUGUUCUCGCUAAACUGGAGGAGGGUUAUGCCAAGCUGGCUGCCUCCGACUCCAAGUCGCUGUUGAAGAAGUACCUGACCAAGGAGGUCUUCGACAACCUGAAGAACAAGGUCACGCCCACCUUCAAGUCGACCCUGCUGGAUGUGAUCCAGUCCGGCCUGGAGAACCACGACUCCGGCGUGGGCAUCUACGCUCCCGAUGCCGAGGCUUACACAGUGUUCGCCGACCUGUUCGACCCCAUCAUCGAGGACUACCAUGGUGGCUUCAAGAAGACCGACAAGCACCCGGCCUCCAGCUUCGGCGAUGUGUCCACCUUCGGCAACGUUGACCCCACCAACGAGUACGUGAUCUCCACUCGCGUGCGUUGCGGUCGCUCCAUGCAGGGAUACCCCUUCAACCCCUGCUUGACCGAGGCCCAGUACAAGGAGAUGGAAGGCAAGGUCAGCAGCACCCUGUCCGGUCUGGAUGGUGAGCUGAAGGGCAAGUUCUACCCCCUGACUGGCAUGGAGAAGGCCGUCCAGCAGCAGCUGAUCGACGACCACUUCCUGUUCAAGGAGGGCGAUCGUUUCCUGCAGGCCGCCAACGCCUGCCGCUUCUGGCCCAGCGGCCGUGGCAUCUACCACAACGAUGCCAAGACCUUCCUGGUCUGGUGCAACGAGGAGGACCAUCUCCGCAUCAUCUCCAUGCAGCAGGGCGGUGAUCUGGGCCAGAUCUACAAGCGUCUGGUGACCGCCGUCAACGAAAUCGAGAAGCGUGUGCCCUUCAGCCACGACGACCGUCUCGGUUUCCUGACCUUCUGCCCCACCAACCUGGGCACCACCAUCCGUGCCUCCGUGCACAUCAAGGUGCCCAAGCUGGCCUCCAACAAGGCCAAGCUUGAGGAGGUUGCCGCCAAGUACAACCUGCAGGUGCGCGGAACCCGCGGUGAGCACACCGAGGCUGAGGGUGGUGUCUACGACAUCUCCAACAAGCGUCGCAUGGGUCUGACCGAGUUCGAGGCCGUCAAGGAGAUGUACGAUGGCAUCACCGAGCUGAUCAAGCUCGAGAAGAGCCUGUAAAUUGCCCGCCAACCGCCGAGCAUCGUCCCCCCGGCUGGAGGUGCAUCCCCACCGGAGUUAACAUCCAUCCACGGGAGCCACCAGUUCGGGGCACACGCAA
Messenger RNA from Drosophila mauritiana, 1802 nucleotides. RefSeq names its product arginine kinase (gene Argk1). Gene Ontology annotation, molecular function: creatine kinase activity. Gene Ontology annotation, biological process: phosphocreatine biosynthetic process. NCBI's taxonomy places the organism in Eukaryota, Metazoa, Arthropoda, Insecta, Diptera, Drosophilidae. The transcript is spliced from 3 exons. The record is from RefSeq and is a predicted model, not a curated record. The coding region runs from base 17 to 1702 and encodes 561 amino acids.